CUAGCGAAGGGGGAGGAUCCUCUACAUAGGCGAAAAAAGAGACCGAACAUCCAUUGCGCCCCAAGCGAAACAUUGAAAACCUCAUCCCUCUGUGUUCAAUACGCCACAUGUGUGUACUGGUUAACGUUUUAAAGCGUCCUGAACGGCGGAUUGAAGCUGGUUGAAUUUGCUGAUGCUGCUUUGCACCCCCAAACCGCUAACAAAAAGAGAGACCUAGGGAUUUGCAUAUAGUUACAUUGUUGCUUCAGUUUGCUGUGAAUAUUCAAUCUAAUUUUAUUUCUGAAAGUCGCAUUCUCAAAAUAAACCGGCAUCUUCGCCUGAUUUAGCCUACUGCGGCUUGCAUCCUGCCACACUCUCCCUUCCAGCUCUAUCUAAGCAUCCAUAUUUUUUGUUCAUCCCUGUGUGGGGGUAUAGGGAGUGGCAACCUGAUAAAUCAACCGAUCCGCGGACCCCUCUCUAGGAAAAAAGCAAGUUCGCCGCUUUUUGGACACGUUUAUGCGUAAAUUGGAUAUAAAAAGCUAAAAUGGAGAGGUAUUGCCACCAAUCCGACUUCUAGUGCCUCAAACCGAAAGCCUUAAUCCCUGCACUUCUCCCUGUACAUGAUGAACAUGCUGAAGUCCAGUGGACUGAAGAUCCCUGGCAGGGGCCCAAAGCACUCCCCUGGCCCUGUGGGACGAACCUCUGCUGGGGGGUCCGCUUCCGGCACUGUGGGCCAGAAAGACAACUCCCCACACAAGCAGACCUCCCCACUCCCAAGCAGCAAUGCCUCAGACAAGUCAAGCUCCAAGACAUCCGAGGUGGGAGACGACGUCCUUGGGGACUACGUGGUUGGCGAACGUGUCUGGGUCAACGGGGUCAAACCAGGCGUCAUUGCCUACCUGGGUGAGACCCAGUUCGCCCCAGGACAGUGGGCUGGGGUGGUCCUCAAUGACCUGUUGGGGAAAAAUGACGGCUCUGUGGGCGGCGUGCGCUACUUUGAGUGCCAGCCCCACCAGGGCAUCUUCACGCGCCCUUCCAAGCUCACCCGGCAACCAGUGGGCGACGGAAGUGAAGUCCACUCCACUGAUUCGCUGACAGCUCAGAACCUGACACUCCAUGGCGGCAAUGGCACUUCGCCUGCUGGUCAGCGUGUGGCUAUGCCACUCAGGGAGGGCAUGCUCAACAGCUCUGUGAAGACAGGUAACGAGUCAGGUUCCAACAUGUCCGACAGUGGCUCGGUCAAGAAAGGCGGGGAUAAGGACCUUCGAGUGGGAGACCGUGUGCUGGUGGGGGGCACUAAGACAGGAGUGGUGCGCUACGUGGGGGAGACUGACUUUGCCAAGGGUGAGUGGUGCGGCGUGGAGUUGGACGAGCCCCUGGGGAAGAACGACGGUGCAGUGGCUGGAACAAGGUACUUCCAGUGUCCGCCCAGGUUUGGCCUGUUCGCACCCAUCCACAAGGUGAUCCGCAUCGGCUUCCCCUCCACCAGCCCAGCCAAGACCAAGAAGAGCAAGCGGAUGGCCAUGGGGGUGUCGUCGCUAGCCCACAGCCCCAGCAGUUCAUCCAUCAGCUCUGUUAGCUCUGUGGCUUCCUCGGUGGGCGGACGGCCAAGCCGCACUGGCCUGCUCACGGAGACGUCGUCGCGCUAUGCCCGCAAGAUCUCUGGCACCACUGCGCUGCAGGAGGCACUGAAGGAGAAACAGCAGCACAUAGAGCAGCUGCUGGCCGAGCGGGACCUGGAGCGGGCCGAGGUGGCCAAGGCCACCAGCCACAUCUGUGAGGUAGAGAAGGAGCUCAACGCCCUCAAGGCCCAGCACCUGCAGUAUGUCACAGAGACGGAGAGCAACCUCCAUCAAGUCAAAACUCUGUUGGCCAGCACUCAGAAGGACAAAGUAGAGCUAGCCAAUCAGCUUGAAGAAGAGAAAAGGAAAGUGGAAGACCUUCAGUUCAGAGUGGAGGAGGAGUCCAUCACCAAAGGAGACCUUGAGACUCAGACGAAAUUGGAGCAUGCCCGUAUUCGGCAACUUGAGCAGAAUCUGUUCCUCGAAAAGUCGAGAGCAGAAAAGCUUCAGAAAGAAUUAGAGGUGAAGCGGCAAAGCACAGUUGAGGAGAAGAGCCACGUAAUGCAGCUGGAGGAGGAGCUGGCCCUGAGGCAGGCCGAGAUCGAGGACCUCCAGGUCCAGCUCAGGGACCCCAACUCUCACCCCAACACGGCCGAGGACGGGUACCCCACCCAGGGGCCGGUGGCCCAGUCUGAGACCUUCCUGCUCCGGGAGCAGCUCCUGACAGCGGGUCGGGAGCACCACAAGGAGAGCAGCCAGCUGAGGGAGAAGUACGACGCGGCAGUGGUGGCGGGCCAGGAGGAGACAAACAGACUAAAAGCCACGGUGGACAAACAGAGCCAGGAGAUCAUCGAUUUGAAGCAGAGAGUCCAGCAGGCCACUACAGAGAACAUGGAGAUGAUGGACAACUGGAAGGUCAGGCUGGACACCCUGGUCAACGACCACCAGCGCUCUCUGGAGGACCUGAAGACCUCGCUAUCCAGCCAGAACGGCUCGGCCGAGGGCCAAGAGCAGGACCCUCAGGAGCUGAGGACCACCCUGGAAAGUCUGCGCAUGGAGCACCAGUUGGAGCUGGAGAACCUCAAGACCAGACACGAGAUCGAGGCGGCUGUGCUGGCCAAGGAGCGUGAGGAUCUGCGCUCUCGCCUGCAGGACGCCAAGGACCAGCUGGGCGAGAGCAGCCAGAACGGGAAGAACCAGGCCCAGACCGAGGCCAGAAGCAACCAGCUGACCCUGGAACUGAGAGAUGCCCGGGAGGAGCUCCAGAAGGCCCAGCUGAGGGUGGGUGAGGUGGAGAGGCAGAAGGGAGAGAAGGACGGGGCCCAGGAUGAGCUCCGGGAGCGCCUUGAGCUGGCUGAGAAGAAGAUGGUGGAUUAUGAGGCCCUGCAGAAAGCUGAGGCCCAGAGUCGGGCCGAGCUCCACAGCCUGGAGGAAAAGCUGAGGGUGACUGAGAACCGACUGCAGGCGGUGCAGGAUGACCACCACAUGCCACAAGAUGCCAACGUUAUAGAAAAUAAUGACAUCUCAGAGGAGAAGAUUAAGCUAAAACAGAAUGUUGAAGAAACUAUGGAGAACCUGACCAAAAGAGAAAAAGAGGUCUCCACUCUCACGUCACAGUUUGAUGCCCUCAAAUCACAGAUAACUGCCUUGGAGGGCAAAGUUCGCUCAGGUGAGAAGAAGGCUGACACCCUGGUCAAGGAGAAGAUGCGCCUGGAGGCCGACCUUGAGUCCAUGACCAAGAAGUCCCAUGAUGCAUCGGGACAGCUGGUCGUCAUUAGCCAGGAGUUACUGAAGAAGGAGAGGAGUCUGAACGAGCUGAGGGUGUUACUGCUGGACUCCCCUCGCCACUCGCUUGGCCUAGACCGAGACCUGAGCCGAGAGGUGCACAAGGCGGAAUGGAGGGUGAAGGAGCAGAAACUCCAGGAUGACAUCAAGACCCUGAGAGACAAACUGCUCCUGCUGGGCAGGGAGAGGGGCUCGUCCCCAGACCACCGGCGCUACUCUAUGCUGGACCCGUCGGCUCUGGACUCGGAGGUGAGCCAUCUGCGCCAGCGGCUCCUGAGCACUGAGGAGGCCCUGAGGGGAGCUCUGGAGCACAACCAGGAAGUGGACCAGCUGGUGCAAGCCAUGCGCACGCACCCAGACAAGACCCAGGUGCAUGGUGGUGCAAAUUCAGCCAAUGGGAUUUAUCAACAGGAUUCUUCCUUUACUCAAGAUGAACAACACUAAUAUAGGAGAAGAAGAGCCCAUCUUGAAUUGGGGAAAUGCAUAGCUACAUUUUAAAAGAAAAAUAAGUCACUACCACGUUAAGACUUGGGACUAGCACUCCAUUGGACUCCAGACGCCAUUUUCUGUUUACAGUUACUACCAAAACAAUGACUCUCAAUAUGUACAUUUAAUCUGUUGCAAAAAAUAAAAUCACCCAUUAGCCAAUCUUAAGACAGAUCAAAGACACUGUAAAAUGGACAUGGAGGUGAAUAAUAAAUCGGUACAACCUUUGUAAACUGAUACCUACCCUGCAGACUACAUCCAAGGAUGGUAUUGGACAUGGGAGAACCUUUUAUGGUAGUUUAUUAGAGAUCAUGACCCUACAACUCAUGAGAAACUAUUUUGUGAAUUACUAAUUGUGUCUCCAGAGAAUGGAAUGACUCUGGUGUCUGAUUGAAAGCAAAGAAGAAGAAUUUGGCCUCAAUCCACCACUUUUUGUUAUUUAUUUGCCACACUGCUUUUGAACCUUCUUAGAGUACUGUAGCUGAUUUGAUUUGGCCAGUGACGUUCAGAACAAUUUUCUCAAGCUCCUCCAUGUUCAAGGACUCUUGCUCUGUAGCGAACGUGAAUGAAACGAUUAUGCUGCUGGAUUUUGGCUGAUGUUGUGAAAUAGCUGCAUUAUCAGAAUUGUGCAUACUGUAAACGUGUAUUUAGCCAACUGAACCAAUCCAACUCAGCACCGUAUUUGCAUCAAAUAGCUAUCAGUUUAAUGGUUUACUAAUUUGAACUCAGUUAUCCAUUAAUUCCACUAUGGCUUCACUAGAUAGUGGGAAACCGUACCACUUUGUAGUGUUUCCGUAAACAGGGGUUUUAAAAAAUACCAGUAUUAACUUCUUAUUGUUGAUCAUUUAUCUAAAGACAUUUGACCAUGCCAUGGGAUCACUUUGUCCUUUGAUUAGAGUAGGCCACUCAAGGGCUGUUUGGAGCACAAUCCAAACAAUGGAAUGUUCUAUUAUGUAUCCCAAAUGGCACCCUGUUCCCAAUAUAGUGAACUACUUCUGACUAGAGCCCUAUGGACCCUGGUCAAAAGUAGUGAAAUAUAGUGCUAUUUAUGACACAACCCUACUGUAACUGCUCCCUCCCUUGGUUGAAGAACACACAUCUGGAUGACGUUUAAACAAAUCCUAAUCAUAACGUACAGAAUUGAUACAUUAUGGUCUUCCAAAUGAUAUAAUCUCCAUUUAACAAGCCAACAGGGAAAUACUAAGUGUAGUCCAUUACUGUAUUUACGGGAUAUUGGUUGACAUUCUGGUCUGUCUCAAAUGGCACCCUAUUCCCUAUAUAGUGCACUACUUUUUGGCACUGGUCAAAAGUAGUGCACAAUAUAGGGAAUAGCAUGCGAUUUGACAUGCACUGUCUUUGGGAGAACAUUAUCUUGAUGUGAGUAAUGUGGCAUGUAAGACUUGGGAUUGACAUUGCUUAGACAAAGUGUUGGGCUGGCCCUCGCUCAGCGAAACUGAAGCUACAAACUGUCAUUGGAAAAUGUAUAUUGCCUUUUUUCAGAUGGGAAACACUUCAUACCCUUUAUUGCUGUAAUGAUUUCUGAGAUUGAGUCAUUAAAUAUUAACAAUGUGGGAAAA
Oncorhynchus kisutch (coho salmon) is the source of this 5389-nucleotide messenger RNA. RefSeq names its product CAP-GLY domain containing linker protein 2 (gene clip2). Gene Ontology annotation, cellular component: cell cortex; nucleus; microtubule plus-end. Gene Ontology annotation, biological process: cytoplasmic microtubule organization. Gene Ontology annotation, molecular function: microtubule plus-end binding. NCBI's taxonomy places the organism in Eukaryota, Metazoa, Chordata, Actinopteri, Salmoniformes, Salmonidae. The record is from RefSeq and is a predicted model, not a curated record. The transcript has 18 exons. Bases 600 to 3770 code for a protein of 1056 amino acids.